CGGUCUCCAUGGAAACACCAAGCUUGAUUAAGAGGAGAAUGUAGCAGUCGGAAGUUAUUUUUAAUUUGGAUUGACAAGAUUGGUCAUUAUGAACCAGUUUCAUAAUUUAAUAAAUGACUGUCUAAUCGAUACUAAACAUGUGGAAAGCGCCGCGAUUCUGGUUGCCAAGACCGCAACCGUAACCGCCGCAUCUGCAAGAUUUCAGACCCGACUGAAGAGUCCCCUUACUGGCCCUCCAACACUUUCCAGCGGCAUCUGGUCUCCCAUCCAGCAGGUUCUUCCGUCACAAGCCCAGAUGUUUGUAGAUGCUUUCAAGAAUACGACCUUGACCAGAGAGCGGGGCUUCCACUUCCAAGACAAGGCGUAUGCGUGCGUCCGAGCUGACAGGAACUCCAUCUACUGCAAAUAUGCUACACGUGGCCUGAUAAUGGUGAAGACUGCCCUUUACAUUAUAGUUGCCACUUACAAUGACAGCAUGUACCCCAGCGUGUGUGUGGAGGCCGUCGAGAAACUAGCUGUUUAUCUCAAGGAGAAGGGCAAAUGAAAAAAUGACAAGCAGCAUCUGAUGAACGAAGCGGAUAAACUAAACUGGUUAAGUUGAGCAGCUGCCCCCCCCCCCCCUUUCAUGUUUUAGACAAUCUGCUGAGGACGAACAUGUUGAGGGGAAUGUCAGUGUGAUUGUCAGUGUAAUCCUCUGUCACAGCACACACUUUUGACCACUAGGUGGCAGUAAAAAGUCAUUCAAACCAGCUGUGUUCCAUGAAUGGGUUUGAGUGCAGAGAUCUUAUUUUGGCUUAUGUCCAACCCUUCUCGGCAAGAGCUUUUAGGUGUACCUGCUUCAGUUCUAGAACUGCUACGACACACCUGAUUCUACUCCUCAGCCGCCUGACCGGAUUUUGAAGCCUUGUUGCUAAGUCCUGGUUAAACAGUCUGUGUUCCUCUCAUUUCAGACAUUCUGUUCAAACGCUCCAAUUAUACAAAAAGCCCUCUGGUCAUUACAUGAUUAACCUAGCUACACACUCUGACUCGCACAUACAUACUUUUUUGACUGGCACAGACUUAAUGAUUGUUUUUGAGUUGGAGUUGUGCAAAUUAAUUUCUUCAUGAGAGCAAAUAAAGGAAAUUUGUUUCA
Molecule: messenger RNA, 1132 nt
Organism: Esox lucius (northern pike)
Lineage: Eukaryota; Metazoa; Chordata; Actinopteri; Esociformes; Esocidae
Gene: pfn4
Product: profilin family member 4
Exons: 5
Coding region: 89-544 (151 amino acids)
Cellular component (GO): cell cortex
Molecular function (GO): actin monomer binding
Source: RefSeq, a predicted model, not a curated record